Messenger RNA from Antechinus flavipes (yellow-footed antechinus), 1144 nucleotides. RefSeq names its product HESX homeobox 1 (gene HESX1). The coding region runs from base 385 to 954 and encodes 189 amino acids. Gene Ontology annotation, cellular component: nucleus. Gene Ontology annotation, molecular function: RNA polymerase II cis-regulatory region sequence-specific DNA binding; DNA-binding transcription repressor activity, RNA polymerase II-specific. The record is from RefSeq and is a predicted model, not a curated record. Gene Ontology annotation, biological process: forebrain development; pituitary gland development; regulation of transcription by RNA polymerase II. The transcript has 4 exons. Lineage: Eukaryota; Metazoa; Chordata; Mammalia; Dasyuromorphia; Dasyuridae.
UCCCUGACCACCCGCCGAGGGUGGGCUGGGGGAAGGGGCGACCCCCGGAGGGCUCCAUUAGCCGCUAAUUACUUGCAAACAAGUAAACAAUUAGCUGCCCGGCCUCCGAGGCGGUGGGGAGGCUGCGCCGACUAGCCCCGGCUCCAGAUUGAAGCCAUGACGUGAGCUCCCUCGCCCCCUCCUCCUCCCUCGACUCCCCCCAGAUCUGGGUCGCGGGCUAUAAAGGCCCCCAGUGCGCGGAGUCGGGCCAGAGUCCCUGUCCGUCGUAGGGGUGCUGAAGCGCUCCGGCAAGCUGGGCUGCCAGCGGGCGUGCGUGCGCCCUUCGGAGCGCACUCGGGACUUAACGGCCCGGAGGCGGGGUGGGGGGCUACCGCAGCCACAGCCAUGGCCCUCUGCGCAACGGCCAAUUCCCGAACGCGGCCCGGCCUGGCGGAGAGCAAGGCUUCCCCGCGCUCCUUUUCCAUCGAGAGCAUUUUGGGGCUAGAACCGAAGAAGGAGAGCAGCCCCGCCAUCCCUCCGGCCAGGCCCUGGACAGAUCCCUGUCGCCCCUUGGGAGAAGACGGGAACCCACGCCUGUCCAUCCCUAGGUUGCCCAGCAGCAGCCUGCUCUCUCCCCCUGGGAGUUAUCCUAUGCCAGAAGAAAGGAUCUUGAAAUGUGAGAAAUACGGGUCUGCCUCGGAAAGGCUGUCUUUUAAGAGAGAGCUGAGUUGGUACCGAGGCAGGAGGCCACGAACUGCUUUUACCAGGAACCAGAUUGAAGUAUUGGAAAAUGUCUUUAGAGUAAACUCCUACCCUGGUAUUGAUAUCAGAGAAGACCUGGCUCGGAAAUUGAAUUUAGAGGAAGAUCGAAUCCAGAUUUGGUUCCAAAAUCGUCGGGCAAAGCUGAAAAGGUCACACAGAGAAUCUCAAUUCCUCAUGGUGAAAAAGAAUUUGAAUCCAAAUCUCUCCAAAUAGGAAGAAGCCGGUCUUUGGGACUGUAUUCCUAUUCCAGGUUGAGUGAUGAGCCAGUGGAGUUCCCUAGCAUCAGAAAUUGGGUGUUUUUAUUUACUGUAUCUCAUUCGAAAUUACCUGCUCUUCCUUUUCCCUAAAAAGACAUUGUAAAUACUAUUCCUGUAACACGAUGCAUAUUAUGUUAGAGUACUCU